UGUGAACAGCUGAGAAGUGAGAAGUUUUUUAAAUCACGGACACGAAGUACGAAUUUGACCCUCGAACUCACAACUCAGUUAUCAGAGAAAUAACAUCGAGAGAACAUUGAAUAGUAAAUAAUAUCUAGAAUUUUCUUUGAUUCAGAAAAAAUGGCUAGUGUUGUUACAAUAAGUACUAAGCCGUUUGAAGGGCAAAAGCCGGGUACAAGUGGUUUACGCAAAAAAGUUAAAGUUUUCUUACAAGAAAACUACACUGAAAACUUUAUUCAGAGUAUUUUGGAUGCGAACAAGGACUCGAUAGUUGGUUCAACGCUCGUUGUAGGCGGUGAUGGAAGAUAUCUCGUCAAAGAAGUUGUUGAUAAGAUCAUAAAGAUCGCUGCUGGCAAUGGAGUUGCAAAACUUCUUGUUGGUCAAAAUGGAAUCUUGUCAACUCCGGCAGUCUCCCAUUUAAUCAGAAAGUACAAAACUUUAGGUGGUAUUGUCCUCACAGCGUCACACAACCCCGGCGGCAUCAACAACGACUUCGGCAUAAAGUUCAACUGUAGCAAUGGAGGCCCCGCACCAGACCACACAACAAAUGAGAUUUACAAGCUUAGUACAGCCAUCACGCAGUACAAAAUUGUGCCUGAUAUACAGUGUAGUGUGGAGAAGAUUGGCGUUCAGAAGUUUAAGGUCGGUGAUAAAGACUUCGUGGUCGAAGUGAUCGAUUCUGUAAAGGAUUAUGUCGACUACAUGAAGGAGAUCUUUGACUUCCCGAAAAUCAAGUCGUUGCUACAGGGCGCGGGCAAGAAGCCAUUUAAUGUGCUUAUUGAUUCUAUGAAUGGAGUAACCGGUCCAUACGUAAAAGCAAUAUUCAUAGACGAAUUAGGAGCUACCGAGCAGAAUGUAAGGAGGAUAGUCCCUCUGGAGGACUUCGGAGGAGCCCACCCAGACCCUAACCUCACGUAUGCUGCAGAUCUAGUAAAUGCGGUGAAGAAUGGAGAUUAUGAUUUUGGUGCCGCUUUUGAUGGCGAUGGUGACCGCAACAUGAUAAUCGGUCGAGAUGCGUUCUUCGUGACCCCGUCAGAUUCCCUGGCAGUGCUGGCCAACCAUCUCCAGCACAUCCCGUACUUCCAGAGGUCCGGUGUGAAGGGGUUCGCCAGGAGCAUGCCCACUGCUGCAGCUGUGGACCGCGUGGCUGCUGCGAGUGGGAGGGAGAUGUUCCAGGUUCCCACUGGUUGGAAAUACUUCGGCAACCUAAUGGACGCCGGUCGUCUCUCUCUCUGCGGCGAGGAGAGUUUCGGCACGGGCUCCGACCACGUGCGAGAGAAGGACGGCCUGUGGGCGGCACUGGCUUGGCUCUCCGUGCUCUCAGCCACGCAGCUCUCCGUGCAAGAGAUACUGUCCAAGCACUGGACACAGUUCGGCAGGAAUUACUUCACCAGGUAUGACUAUGAAGAGUGUCCCAGCGACCCCUGCAAUGAGAUGAUGACGGAGUUAGAGAAGAAGAUGAGUGGUAGUGGUUUCGUGGGGUCGUCCCACUCGAGUGGGGGCAAGACGUACGUGGUGGCGGUGGCUGAUAACUUCUCCUAUAUGGACCCCGUGGACCAGAGUGUGGCUAUGAAACAGGGUCUGCGCAUAGUGUUCGAGGACGGUUCUCGAAUUGUACUGCGCCUGAGCGGCACCGGCAGUUCCGGGGCUACUGUACGAUUAUACAUAGAUUCGUACGAGGCUAGCGAUGUCCUCGGCUCUGCGCAGGAAAAAUUGGCGCCUCUUAUCGAUGUAGCUUUACAAAUAUCGCAACUACAGAAAUACACUGGCCGCGAUCAACCCACUGUUAUUACAUAAAUAAAAAAUAAAAAAAAUAUAUAUUAAAAAAUAGGUCACAGAUGACAGAGGUUGCCAUAUAUUUUUAAUAUUACUGUCAAUUUGACAAUUUGGUUUGACAGUGACAUCGCUUUCUAUGAUUGUCUGUGUAUAUUGUUUUGGCGGCAAAAUUUUAUACUGUUGUAAUUUUAGCGUCUAUGAGGCUGCUAUUUUAAAAAUAAUGUUUUUAAAAUAUAUUAUUAAGGCAUUUUAUAUUUCAAAAUUUGAAAUCAUUAUAUAAUAAGUAUGUUUA
Colias croceus (clouded yellow) is the source of this 2098-nucleotide messenger RNA. It is a transcript of the gene Pgm1, whose product is annotated as phosphoglucomutase. The coding region runs from base 151 to 1827 and encodes 558 amino acids. Gene Ontology annotation, cellular component: cytosol. Gene Ontology annotation, biological process: carbohydrate metabolic process. Gene Ontology annotation, molecular function: phosphoglucomutase activity; magnesium ion binding. The record is from RefSeq and is a predicted model, not a curated record. Lineage: Eukaryota; Metazoa; Arthropoda; Insecta; Lepidoptera; Pieridae. The transcript has 10 exons.